AUGGCAUGGGGUAUUGGCGCGAAUGAUGUCGCUAACGCGUUUGCCACUUCUGUUGGCGCUGGUUCUCUCUCUUUGAAAUGGGCAUGUGUGAUUGCCGCCGUUAUGGAAUUCCUUGGUGCCUUCCUUAUGGGUGGCUCAGUUACUGAUACCGUCCGUAAGAAGAUUAUUGACACUGAUGUGUUCGAUCCCGUCAGCGAUGAAGGUGCCGCCAAUGGUCCCGAGCUUCUCAUGACUGGUUUCCUCGUCGCGCUUUUGGCCUCUACUACAUGGUUGAUCAUCGCGACUUACCUCUCUCUCCCUGUCUCCACGACUCAUUCCGUCAUCGGUUCUCUGAUCGGUGUUGGUCUGGCCUUCCGUGGCGGGUCUGCCGUCGUCUGGAUCUCCGAAGGCAGUGGUUUCUCCAAGCUCAAGGGUGUGGUCGGCGUAGUGCUGUCGUGGGUCAUUUCCCCAGUGCUCUCGGCCGUCUUCGCUAUUAUCAUGUUCUUGCUUGUGCGUACUCUUGUCCUCCGCCGCCCAGAACCAUUCAAGGCCGGGCUCAUGUUCAUGCCGCUCUUUUACGGUUUCACGAUCGCCGUCACCAUUUUCUUCAUCAUCUACAAAGGUGACAAGCGUUUCUCCCUCUCUAAGAAGCUUUCCGUCGGUGUUGCUAUUGGUAUUGCUAUCGGUGGAGGUGCCGUCAUCGCUAUUUUGUCCUGGUUCUUGAUUGUUCCCCUAGCCAAGAAAAAUGUCGAUGAGGAUGUUGUGCGCAUGCACGGAAACGUUGAGGUGUUUGACUUGAAGACUGAGCGCCUCUUCAGUUGGAUCCAAGUUUUCACUGCUGCCUUUGAUGCCUUUGCUCAUGGCGCCAAUGAUGUCGCCAACGCCAUCGCCCCGUUUUCAUCCAUCUACCAGCUUUAUCGGAACAAUGGGCAAAUCUCGAAGCAGCCUGUCCCUCUCUGGAUUCUUGCCCUUGGUGGUGUCGGGAUCGUCGCUGGCCUCGCCAUGUGGGGAUACCGCAUCAUCAUUGCCAUCGGUGUCAAAUUAACCAAGCUCACUCCCGCUCGUGGUUUCUCCAUUGAAAUCGGUGCCGCCAUUACUGUGAUUAUCGCCUCCCGUAUCGGUCUCCCAGUGUCCACCACUCAUUGCCAGGUUGGUGCUACAAUGGGUGUCGGGCUCAUUGAAUUCAAGAAAUCCACUGUGAACUGGAAACAAUUUCUCUUCAUCUGCAUCGGUUGGGUGUUCACUGUCAUCUUCACUGGCUUCUUGUCGGCUGGCCUCUUCGCCACGCUCACUUACUCGCCGUCCAACUUUAGGGUACCGCAGGGCGACCUCAACUAUUGCCCGGGCAACCGCCUCUUCCAGUUUAACGAGGAAUCAAAUGAAUUCCAGGGUAUUGGGUGCUCCGGGUUUUAA
Chondrus crispus (carragheen) is the source of this 1392-nucleotide messenger RNA. RefSeq lists its product as hypothetical. Gene Ontology annotation, molecular function: phosphate transmembrane transporter activity. Gene Ontology annotation, cellular component: membrane. The transcript is spliced from 3 exons. The record is from RefSeq and is a predicted model, not a curated record. NCBI's taxonomy places the organism in Eukaryota, Rhodophyta, Florideophyceae, Gigartinales, Gigartinaceae. Gene Ontology annotation, biological process: phosphate ion transmembrane transport. The coding region runs from base 1 to 1392 and encodes 463 amino acids.